Molecule: messenger RNA, 2454 nt
Organism: Exophiala aquamarina CBS 119918
Lineage: Eukaryota; Fungi; Ascomycota; Eurotiomycetes; Chaetothyriales; Herpotrichiellaceae
Exons: 1
Coding region: 1-2454 (817 amino acids)
Biological process (GO): carbohydrate metabolic process; N-glycan processing
Molecular function (GO): alpha-glucosidase activity
Source: RefSeq, a predicted model, not a curated record
AUGAAGGGCUACCACUUCGAGUCCAACCCGGUAGCGAAUCCGGAAUCUGUCAUUCUGGGACCAAACUACCGCUUCGUAGUCCUGAGCGAUGCCCUAAUUCGGUACGAGUGGGCGCACGACGGCAAGUUCGAAGAUCGUGCAUCCACCUUCGCUAUCAAUCGGGACCUGCCAACACCCAAGUUCCAGAAGGUCGAGCGCGAUGACGAGCUCGAGAUUAUCACCGACCACUUCCACAUUAGCUAUGACAAGAAGCGGUUCUCACCAUCAGGCCUCCUUGCCAGUUUCUCUGCCAAAGUCACUCUCUGGGGAGCCCAGUGGCGGUACUCGGACGACGAAGGUGCCGGGAACGUUGCUAACCUUGGUGGCACGGCAAGAACUCUUGAUGAAGUCGACGGCCGUUGUGCUCUUGGUGUCGGCGUGCUUUCAAAAUUCGGAUAUGCAACGAUCGACGACAGCAAGUCGAUGUUGUUCGACGGCAAGGGAUUUGUGGCCGGUCGACUACCCGGCGAUCGCGUCGAUGGAUAUCUCUUCGCACACGGUCAUGACUACAAAGCGGCGAUCAAGGCUCUCUACUCCCUGAGCGGGAGCCAGCCCCUACUCCCGAGAUGGGCCCUGGGCAACUGGUGGAGUCGAUAUUAUCGCUACGAGCAGCAGGAAUACAUCGACCUAAUGGACGAGUUCAAGAAGAAGGAGAUCCCACUUUCCGUCGCCGUCAUCGAUAUGGACUGGCAUCUCGUCAAUGACGAUCGUGUCCCACAUGCCGGCUGGACGGGAUAUACCUGGGACGACAAGAUGUUUCCUGACCCGAAGAAGUUCGGCAAGGACCUGCACGACAGGAAGCUGAAGAUCACGCUGAACGACCACCCUCAUUCUGGCGUGCAUCACCACGAGGACGCGUAUGAGAAGAUGGCUAAAUUUCUCGAUCACGACACCUCUCGCAAGAACCCAAUUCUAUUUGACCCGACGAGUCCCAAGUUCAUGGAAGCGUACUUGUCCAUCUUGCACCGCAAUAUCGAGAAAGUCGCCUGCGAUUUCUGGUGGAUCGACUGGCAGCAAGGUGCGCACACUAAGGUCCCUGGAGUAGACCCGCUGUGGCUGCUCAACCAUUUCCAUUUCCUCGACAACGCGCAUAACGGGCAACGACCCUUGAUUUUCUCGCGAUAUGCGGGACCGGGCUCGCACCGCUAUCCUGUGGGAUUUUCUGGAGAUACGAUCACGACGUGGGCGAGCCUGGCGUUCCAGCCUGAGUUCACAGCUACAGCUAGUAAUAUUGGCUACGGGUGGUGGAGUCACGAUAUUGGUGGACACAUGGGCGGCACAAGGGACGACGAACUGGUGACCCGAUGGGUGCAAUUCGGUGUCUUCUCGCCUAUCAUGCGCCUACACUCUUCCAACUCCCAGUGGACUUCCAAGGAACCAUGGAAGUACCGCAAAGAGUCGGAGAUCGUGAUUCGGAAUUUCCUGCGUCUGAGACAUCGCCUCAUUCCGUACUUGUACUCCGCGAAUGUUCGGUCGGCGACAAGCGAUGAGCCCCUCGUCCAGCCUAUGUAUUGGUCCUACCCUGAAAUCGACGAGGCGUAUCAGGUUCCGAAUCAGUAUUUCUUUGGUGCGGACCUUCUAGUUGCUCCGAUCGUGACGCCGAGGGACACGAGGACGAAUCUGGGCGCUGUCAAGGUCUGGCUACCUCCCAUGUCCGGUCGUUGGGUCGACAUCUUCACAGGCGUCGUCUACGACGGCGAGAGGGAGCUGAACAUGUACCGGGGCCUCCACGAGAUUCCCGUGAUGGCUCCCGAAGGCAGCAUUAUUCCACUAGAUGCUGAUUCAGCACCGGAGAACGGUGGCAAGAACCCCGAACGAUUCGAGGUCCUCGUCGUUGUAGGCCGAGACGGCCAAUGUAGCGUGCUCGAGGAUCCUUCAGACGACACCUCCGAGGUAGAGAAGAAAGCACCUGAGAGCGGCGAAAGAGGCAGCCUCAUCCAACUAGACCAGAAGAAGGGCACGCUCACAGCUCACGUCACGGGUAGAACUUGGAGCUUCCGCUUCCUCACGCUCAGCAAAAUCCCCAAGGACUUCAAAGUCGCAGUCGACGGCAAGGACGUCACGAAAGAAGCAGAGACCCACAUCGAGACAUUCCCCGAUACCCCGUCUAUGGUGGUGCAAAUUCCCACAUCAUCAACAACCUCCAAAGCAUCAGACAGGAAACCAACAAUCACCAUCUCCCUGGGCCCUGACCCGCAGCUGGGCGUGCACGACCAUAAACCCCGCAUUGAGCGGCUGCUGCUCGACUACCAGACCGAAUUCGAUAUCAAGGAUCGUAUAUGGAGUAUCGUUGACGACCGCAAGGGCGCAAUUAAUAUCAAGAUGGGGAAGUUGAUGAGUCUCAGUGUGGAUGAACGAUUCACGGAGCCGAUUGCCGAAUUAAUUCUUUCGGAUCAUCGUGGUAUGCACUUAUGA